AGCUGGGGUAAGGAGUUCAAGGCAGCGCCCACACUCGGGGGCUCUCCGCAUCCCAACCGCUGUCCGCUCCCCCUUUCCCGCCCUCCCUCCCACUCACUCACCCACCCACCCAGAGCUGGGACGGCAGCCUAGAAGCCGGACCCCGCCGCCUCCUCGCCGCGAUCCUGGACUUCCUCCUGCCACAGGAGCCGGCUUCCACGUGUGCCCCGGAGCCGGCGUCUCAGCACACGCUCGGUUCAGAGCCCCGGUGCCUUCAGCAGCCCGAACAGCCAGGGGGCGGAGGCCCGGGCGCCAUCUGGGGCAAGUUAGGCUCGGCCGAGUCCAGCGCCGAUCGUCCUCAGAGCCGGAGGACCCGUGGGGUGUCUGGGUCCGAGCCGCAGCUAAUGGGCUCCGACGUGCGGGACCUGAACGCGCUGCUGCCCGCGGUCCCCUCACUGGGUGGCGGCGGCGGUUGCGCGCUGCCAGUGAGCGGUGCAGCGCAGUGGGCGCCGGUACUGGACUUCGCGCCCCCGGGCGCAUCGGCUUACGGUUCCUUGGGCGGCCCUGCUCCGCCGACCGCUCCGCCGCCACCCCCGCCACCGCCUCCGCCUCACUCCUUCAUCAAACAGGAGCCGAGCUGGGGCGGUACGGAGCCGCACGAGGAGCAAUGCCUGAGCGCCUUCACGGUCCACUUUUCUGGCCAGUUCACUGGUACAGCCGGAGCCUGUCGCUAUGGACCUUUCGGUCCUCCCCCGCCUAGCCAGGCGUCCUCCGGCCAGGCCAGGAUGUUCCCCAACGCGCCCUACCUGCCCAGCUGCCUGGAGAGCCAGCCCGCUAUUCGCAACCAGGGAUACAGCACGGUCACCUUCGACGGGACGCCCAGCUAUGGUCACACGCCCUCGCACCAUGCGGCGCAGUUUCCUAACCAUUCCUUCAAGCACGAGGACCCCAUGAGCCAGCAGGGCUCUCUGGGCGAGCAACAAUACUCCGUGCCGCCCCCGGUCUAUGGCUGUCACACCCCCACCGACAGCUGCACUGGCAGCCAGGCCCUGCUGCUGAGGACGCCCUACAGCAGUGACAAUUUAUACCAAAUGACCUCCCAACUUGAAUGCAUGACCUGGAAUCAGAUGAAUUUAGGAGCCACCUUAAAGGGAGUUGCUGCUGGGAGCUCCAGCUCAGUGAAAUGGACAGAAGGGCAAAGCAACCAUGGCACAGGGUAUGAGAGUGAGAACCACACCACACCCAUCCUCUGCGGUGCCCAGUACAGAAUACACACCCAUGGCGUGUUCCGGGGCAUUCAGGAUGUGCGGCGCGUGCCUGGAGUAGCCCCGACUCUUGUCCGGUCGGCAUCUGAGACCAGUGAGAAACGACCGUUCAUGUGUGCUUACCCGGGCUGCAAUAAGAGAUAUUUUAAGCUGUCCCACUUACAGAUGCACAGCCGGAAGCACACUGGUGAGAAACCAUACCAGUGUGACUUCAAGGACUGUGAGCGAAGGUUUUCUCGUUCAGACCAACUCAAAAGGCACCAAAGGAGACACACAGGUGUGAAACCAUUCCAGUGUAAAACUUGUCAGCGAAAGUUCUCCCGGUCCGACCACCUGAAGACCCACACCAGGACUCAUACAGGUAAAACAAGUGAAAAGCCCUUCAGCUGUCGGUGGCCCAGCUGUCAGAAAAAGUUCGCCCGGUCAGAUGAAUUAGUCCGCCAUCACAACAUGCACCAGAGAAAUAUGAGCAAACUCCAGCUGGCGCUUUGAAGGGUCCAACCAGGGACAGUUCAGCAUCCCAGGCAGGACAGCGUGUGAGCUACUUUCAAAUGUGAUUUUUGAAAUUCCUCCUCACUCACUUAAAAAGCACACAGCCAUUUGUCUUCAUCUAACUUCAGGACAAGACACCUGUACGACUGGAUGCUCCCAGGUUUGCCCAGAGGAGUUGGACUCUGCUGUGCCAACUUUUAAUUGACUCACAGACCUGAAGAAGCGGCUGACAGUGUCUGGUUAGUUAAAAGCCCAUCGCCAUUUGGUCUGGAUUUUCCACUGUAAGAGGAACCGUUGUUGAUAAUGUAUCUCCCGUCCCCCCCUUCUCCUUUUGUGCUCAUCUUCACUAGAAAUGAAGUGCUUGUACCAUUUUCCAUCAUGGAAUAUUUAUAGGUCAAGGCAUGCAUAUGUGUCUGCUAAUGUAAACUUUGUCAUGGUUUCAAUUUACUAACAGCACCAGCAAGAAAUAAAUCAGAGAGCAAGGCAUUGGGGGGCGAGUCUCAGCCAACAUUCCUGAGGUCAGGCAGGCUGCUAACAUGGAAGACAGGAUGUAGCUCUUACCAGGUGACUUUUAAAACUCAUGCAUUUCAAGCAACUGAAAAUAAAAUUAAAAAAAAAGAAUCAGAACUAACCAGUACCUCUGUAUAGAAACCUAAAAGAAUCUUACUCUUCAGUUAAUUCAAUAUUAACAUUAACACAAUUCUCUUAAGAAACUGAUUGAAGAUCUGAGAUUUUGUUUUUGUGGUUUUGACCCUUUUUGUGAAUUGUAAUCACGUGUAUCUUCAGAGAUGUUUUUAUUGCCUCACAAAAGGAAGCAGAAUUCAUUUUCAUUACUUGGGGUGUCCUUAGUGUACGGACCACACUGGCAAUGCAGCUUCAAGUUGUAAAAAUUAAAGUGACUUUAUAGGGGUCCAGGAUCUUCACUGAUAAGACUGUUCUUAAUUAACUUAAGUAACUUUGGGUCUAUAAGUAUAUGUGAAAAGAAAUGAGACUAUUGUGAGGAAAUCCAUUGUUUAAAGGUGGGCGUGUGUCUGUGUGUGUGUGUGUGUGUGUGUGUGUGUGUGUGUGUUCUUGGUUUUUUUUUAAGGGAAGGAGUUAUAUUAUUUACUGUUGCUUGAAAUUGUGUAAAUAUAUAUAUCUGAAAAUGAUUUGCUCUUUGACAACUAAAAUUAGGAAAUGUAUAAAUACUAGAUGCAUCACUGUUUGAGUGUUAAUCUUACAGCGUACUGAUGAUAACACUGAAAAUGUAACUGCAUUUUUCACUUUGCGCUCAAUUAAAGUCUGUUGAAAA
This is a messenger RNA of Castor canadensis (American beaver), 3027 nucleotides long. It is a transcript of the gene Wt1, whose product is annotated as WT1 transcription factor. Gene Ontology annotation, cellular component: nucleus. Gene Ontology annotation, molecular function: RNA polymerase II cis-regulatory region sequence-specific DNA binding; DNA-binding transcription factor activity, RNA polymerase II-specific. NCBI's taxonomy places the organism in Eukaryota, Metazoa, Chordata, Mammalia, Rodentia, Castoridae. The record is from RefSeq and is a predicted model, not a curated record. Gene Ontology annotation, biological process: regulation of transcription by RNA polymerase II.